CUUUAUAGCGAAAACAAACUUUCAUUUCAAGGGAACGAAAAUGUUGUGGAAAGCCGUUCUAACAUUUGUAGCUUUAAAAUGCGUUCUCGCCAAGCCUUAUGUAGAUCCACCUGAAUGGCCAGCAGCAUACACUGUUACAGGAGUUUUGUACCUUCCUUAUGCUGAAAUCGAGGAGCCUUUUCAAGCAUGGUUCGACAGCCCUAACAAAAGAAGCCGAAUCGAUUACUAUGGAGGAAUGGAUGCCACAUUUCAAUUAGGGGAUAUCUUGGAAUAUGGAACAUCAUURAGAGUUUGCCCAGAGACCACAGAUACUACUAGAAAUGUCAGGAAAUGUUUCCAAACUAAUGGAACAGCUGUGGCAAAAAUAGCACCRCAAGCUGUAUUGCCRGAUCUAACCAAAUUCACNNNUAUUGGCAAGACAACGUAUGGUGGUGUAGAUUGCCAAGCAUGGCAAUAUGUUGAAUUUGUAGGACACAAAAAAAAUACAUAUACUAUGCAUYUGACAAUGGACGAGAAAAACAAUCCUGUACACUAUGAAAUGCUGGGAUAUGACAGCCUUCUUGGUUCUCAUUAUGAUAAAUAUGAAAUAAAGUAUGCUGACUUUAGUGGUACUGCCCCAUCGGAACAUAUUUUUCACAUACCGGAAGGUAUGGUCUGUACUGGAUUCCCUGGUCCUGGUGURGAAGAUGCUAUUAUUGCUAACCCAAUGCAAGAGUUCAUUGAACCUGAAGGCAGUGAGGUCAUUCAUGGUAUCUUUGACCACUUUCUCUCAAAACAYCMCAAAGACUAUAGUAGUAAAAUGGAGCAUGAACAUCGACGUGAUUUGUUUAGACAAAAUUUAAGAUUUAUUCAUUCAAAGAAUCGUCAACAUACUGGAUUUUAUAUGGCCAUUAAUCACCUUGCUGAUYGUACUGAAAAAGAACUCAAGGUGCUAAGAGGAAGGAGAACAAGUACCCAUGGAUACAAUGGGGGUCUCCCUUAUAAACCAGAUAUGUCUACAAUCAACGAUGUCCCUGAUACCAUUGAUUGGAACAUACGUGGUGCUGUUACUCCUGUGAAAGAUCAAGCUGUAUGUGGUUCAUGUUGGAGUUUUGGAUCAACUGGUGCUAUAGAAGGUGCUCUAUUCAUGAAGACCAAAAACUUGACAAGACUGUCACAGCAGAACCUGAUAGACUGYUCAUGGGGAUAUGGAAACAAUGGAUGCGAUGGGGGUGAAGAGUUUCGCUCUUACCAAUGGGUUAUGAAACACCAAGGAAUUACAACAGAAGAAAGCUAUGGYCAAUACUUAGCCCAGGAUGGCUAUUGUCAUUUUGAACAAGCCAAAAUGGGAGCCAAAAUUACAGGAUAUGUCAAUGUAACUUCAGGAGAUCUUAAUGCUCUUAAAAUUGCCAUUGCCCAAAGAGGCCCAGUAGCAGUUGGUAUAGAUGCAUCACACAGAUCUUUUGCCUUUUAUUCCUUUGGUGUUUACUAUGAACCUAAGUGUGGAAAUGCCCCAAAAGAUCUUGAUCAUGCUGUUCUUGCUGUGGGAUAUGGUACAAUGGAUGGACAAAAAUAUUGGCUUAUUAAGAACUCCUGGUCUACUCACUGGGGUAACAAUGGCUAUGUCUUAAUGUCUCAGAAGGACAAUAACUGUGGUGUUGCCACAGAUGCAACGUUUGUUCUAAUGGACUGAUGUUACAAAUGUUAGGUAGAAUACCUUUCAUCAAAAUAUUAUUUUUCUAUCAGUUAAAAAUAUGCAGUGUACCGAAAAUAAUAAUGCAAAGUUAUAAUAGUCAGUGUAUUCUUUUGCGUUGGAUGAAAAUUUGUUUAAUAAUUUAAAUGUUUGUAUACUUGGAACAUUCAAAAUUACACAGGGUUAAAAGAAAUUGCUGUUAGCAACCCAAAGCUGUCCAUUAGCAUUAAAAUAUACCAAAACUUUGUAAAAUAUAUUAUAUAAAUUUUCAAUAAAAAAUGCAAGUCAAAAAAAUUAA
Molecule: messenger RNA, 1970 nt
Organism: Exaiptasia diaphana
Lineage: Eukaryota; Metazoa; Cnidaria; Anthozoa; Actiniaria; Aiptasiidae
Product: digestive cysteine proteinase 1
Exons: 9
Coding region: 41-1672 (543 amino acids)
Biological process (GO): immune response
Cellular component (GO): lysosome
Molecular function (GO): cysteine-type endopeptidase activity
Source: RefSeq, a predicted model, not a curated record